Molecule: messenger RNA, 1206 nt
Organism: Lolium rigidum
Lineage: Eukaryota; Viridiplantae; Streptophyta; Magnoliopsida; Poales; Poaceae
Exons: 4
Coding region: 7-975 (322 amino acids)
Molecular function (GO): microtubule binding
Source: RefSeq, a predicted model, not a curated record
UCCACUAUGAAAUCAGUAGAGUCUACAACAUGGGAAGAUCGGGUGCCACAGUGUGGUAAUUCAGUUGAUAUAAAACCAGCUUCAGCUGAUGGUACAGCAGAUUUGCCUGCUUCCUUUUGUAAUGAAGCCCAACCUAAUUCAUCAGACAAACCAAAUACUGAUGGUAGUGUCAACUUUGAGUCAGAUAGUCCAUUGAUUGGCAAGGAAGCUCAGCUCUUAGUAGGGUGUGAUUGUGACAACGAUUAUAGGCGUACAGAAUGCCUCCCUAUAGAACCAGAAGCACCUGUACCUUGUGCUGAUUUUAGUGAUCUAAAAGAAGUCACAGUAGAUUUUAGGACAGAAACACAUGAUUCUUUGGCAGUGGAAAGACAGCCUCUUUUAUUGGAAGAACCCAAUGCUGAAGAAGAUAUGGAUAUUGACUCAGAUAGUCCACUGAUUAGCAAGGAAGUUCAGCUGUUAAUAGGGUCUGAAUACGACCAUGAUUAUAGGAGUACAGAAUGUCCACCUAUGGAACCAGGAGCACCUGUGCCUUGUACUGAUUUUAGUGAUUCAAAAGAAGUCGUGAUUGACUGUAAGACAGAAACACAUGAUUCUUUGCCAGUGGAAAGACAACGGGUUUUAUUGGAAGAAGCAAAUACUGAAGACGAUAUGGAGCUUGACAAAAACGAGUUGUUAACUCUAGAGGAUCCAUCACCUAUAGGAAAGACCAAGGCAGUGCACAGACCAGGCACAAAUACCAUCAUAAAAAAUCAUCUAAAACAAUUGGUACCAUUUUCGGAAGAAUGGCUUGCUGCCAUGGAGGCUUGCGGGGAGGAAGUUUUGGAACAGAAGAGUGGAGCUGUGCAAAAUUCUCCUACCGAUAAAACUACCCCAGAGCCCAGUCCUUGGUCACCGGUUAAACGCAAAGCUCAAGAUGUUGGUCCAUUUGACUGUACCAAGUACUCCAAAAACGUUCGGACAACUGACACCCCUUAACCUGCUCAGCUGCGCUUCACCUUCUCUCGAGGUACCAGCAGACACGCUGUACAAAGUCAGAGCACAGCUCGGAGCCUUGUGAGAUAUGCCACUGAAUCUUUGUUCAAUACAACAGCCUCGUUGAGGUGCUUUUGUUUGUUACCUGACAUUGUUCCAUUGAAUUGUAAAAUCACUACUGUUGGAUCACGACACAAGCAAUGCUUGGUAAAUAAAGAGAUCAUUUCUUCUGAA